Onychomys torridus (southern grasshopper mouse) is the source of this 4150-nucleotide messenger RNA. It is a transcript of the gene Fam110b, whose product is annotated as family with sequence similarity 110 member B. The record is from RefSeq and is a predicted model, not a curated record. The coding region runs from base 980 to 2080 and encodes 366 amino acids. Lineage: Eukaryota; Metazoa; Chordata; Mammalia; Rodentia; Cricetidae. The transcript is spliced from 5 exons.
GCGGGGACACGAGCUCCGGGCGGCUGCAACUGGCUCCAAGUUCCCUCCCUCGCUCUCCCGCGGAGCCUGCCUGAGCCCGCCCCUCGGUGCGGAGGUGCAAACGCGGCGGCGGCCAGCCCAGCCCUUCCGUUGCCGCGCGAUCUGGGCCCGUUCUGCCACCGCGGGCGGCUCGGAGCCGGCGGUGAGGACCCGGCGGCCGCUUCAUCUCGGCCUGCAGUGCCCGGCGGGUCCCCAGCUCCUCCUCGCGAUCUCUGGAGCCUGGCCCCUGGCCUGGCUGCCUUCAGGGGCCGGAGCUCGGCUAAGUUGGUCCCGCUCAUCCCCUCCAGUCUUGGGAGUCCUUGAUCUGAUGUCUCUUGAUGGAAUUUUGCCUUCUCCAGAAUUUCAAAUAUUUCCUGCUGCAGAGGGCACUUUAAGCAAGGAAGGCUUUCCUUGGCUUCUGCCUGCAUUCUGUAAAACACUCAUUGCCUUUACGGAGACUUGGAGCAGAUGGAGAACUAAAAUUUCCAGUGCCUGCUAGGCCCCGCCUCUGUGGUAGUUCACAGUCCUCACUAACUGCUUACUCACCUGGAUGAGGAACCUUCCUACAGCUUUGCCUUCAGCCUGUAGCCUUUGCACAUACUUCUUCCCUGCACGACCUCAGUGCUCUGAGGAUGGCGCCGCUCUUUCUCUCUGCUGCAGUUGAGCACAAAGACCUGAAGGAGACUCCCACAGCCUUCAGGGAGAAGAAAGGAGGCAGCCAAGCCGAUUAAAAGGAACUUGUGGCUUGUGGCCUUUUGUGCGGGGGCUGCCUGGUAGGGGAGAGGAGUGCGCUGAAGCCACGGCGGCGGUUAAUGAGCUGUGAGAUGAGCAGCAGCUGCGGCUGACACUGCUUCCAGGAUCCUUCGUCGCCCUUUGUGCUUCAUGUACAUGUGUCUGUUCAGGCCGGCCAGAGGCGCCCAGAAGAGCAUCCACCACGGCUGCCGGGGAAAGACCGCCCACCAUGCCCACGGAGACGCUACAGACAGGUAGCAUGGUGAAGCCGGUCAGCCCCGCAGGCACCUUCACGUCAGCGGUGCCCCUACGCAUCCUGAACAAAGGACCCGACUACUUCCGCAGGCAGGCCGAGCCCAACCCCAAGAGACUCAGUGCGGUGGAGCGGCUGGAAGCUGACAAGGCUAAGUACGUGAAGAGCCAGGAGGUGAUCAACGCCAAGCAGGAGCCCGUGAAGCCGGCUGUGCUGGCCAAGCCCCCGGUGUGCCCAGGAGCCAAGCGUGCACUGGGCAGCCCCACUCUCAAGGUGUUUGGCAACCAUGCCAAGACGGAGAGCGGUGUGCAACGCGAGACCCUCAAACUCGAGAUCCUCAAGAACAUCAUCAAUAGCUCCGAGGGCUCCAGCUCUGGUUCUGGCCACAAGCACAGCUCCCGAAACUGGCCUCCUCACAGGGAUGCCACUGACCUGCACCGACACUCCUUUGCUGAGUCGCUGAAGGUGUACCCUACGCCUGGGCGAGGCAGCCCACAGGAGAGCAGCUCCCAUGUGAGCAGGAGACUGCUGGAGCAGUCCCCAGAGUCUUUCCUGCACGUCUCACACAGCUCCUCGGACAUCCGCAAAGUGACCAGCGUGAAGCCCCUUAAAGCCAUCCCCUGCAGCAGUUCCGCCCCUCCCUUGCCUCCCAAGCCCAAGGUGGCUGCCAUGAAGUCCCCUGAGGCUGACCAAGUGGAACCAGCCUGUGGGGUCAGCCGGAGACCUUCCCUUCAGCGGUCUAAGUCAGACUUGAGUGACAGGUAUUUCCGAGUAGAUGCAGAUGUGGAGAGGUUCUUCAACUACUGCGGACUCGACCCGGAAGAGCUGGAAAACCUUGGCAUGGAGAACUUUGCAAGGGCUAAUUCUGACAUCAUAUCCCUCAACUUCCGCAGCGCAAGCAUGAUCAGCUCAGACUGUGAACAGUCUCAGGACAGUAACAGCGACCUUAGAAAUGAUGACAGUGCCAAUGACCGGGUGCCAUAUGGCAUUUCUGCUAUCGAAAGAAAUGCUAGGAUCAUCAAGUGGCUAUAUAGCAUCAAACAAGCUAGAGAGUCACAGAAGGUGUCCCACGUGUAAGAGGCACCGCGGUGGAAGGAGGGGGGUGGGUCUGUCUGCACACACAGUUGUGAAGGUUGUGAGGUCUCCUUGAAGUGUUGUGAGCUUCUCCACUCUGUGUUGCUUGCUGUACGAUGUCCUCGAGUUGCAUGCCUGUCAACAUGGCAACUGGCCUGGCCUCCUUCCCACAUCUCUGCAGAGUCUUGCUGAACACUCAUCUGCCGAAAGUUUCCAGCCAGAAUCUGACUAACUAGGGCUUUGCUCUUAAGCAAAACUGUUUACAGGGGGAAAAAAGUUUUCAAUUUCUUCAAUAUUUAUGUGGUUCUUGUGUUUUUAUACCCCGCAUUAUUGUGUCUUAAUUAAAAAUUUUAUCAACUGGCUUUUAAGUUGAAAACAGAAUCUUUUUGAAAUAAAAAGCCACUUUGCCUACAUGGGAGAUCAUAACACUGGGGAAAUGUGUGGGACUGGCUACCAGAGAAUGACGGACAGAACACAGAACGAGGCUAGAGUUUUUUUAUGUGGAAUCAGGUGAUGGGCCUUGCCCUUGUGGUUCACAGGUUGCCAUUUUCUUGCUGCAUAGUGGAGCAUAAUGGGGCAACAGUGCUGUCUUGUGUCCAGUUCAGUGUAUUUGUGGGUGGUAUUUUUGUAGCAGGAAAAGACAAUCUGAUAAAACCCAGGAUGAGCAAAUGCCAGAGGUUCAAUAUUGGAAGGAGGGUGGGGAGACUGUUGAUGCUGUUAAACUGGGAUAAUUCAGAAAUAUCUAGUAUUAAUCUGACAGGAAGACCCACCCCAAAGCUGAUUAAAACUGAUACUGAAUACUUUUUCAAAAAGUUAUUUUGUGGGAUUUUUGUUGUUUUUGUUCUGCUUUUUACCAAGAACUACUAACACGUGUUGUUUCUCUUUUUGGGGCGGGGCAGUUGGGCCUCUGCAGGUUUGCAUUGAGGACAUGAAGGGAAGUGAGAUUUUCAUCGGACAGUGCAGUCCUCCAUUCCACAGUGCGCCCAUCCAUUGGGAAGCAGAGUCACAUCUCAGCAGUGUGAUUCUGUUCCUUGCUUAGAUUCUCUCAGGCUGUGGGGAUUUGUUACAGCUCUAGAGAACUGUAGAAACACUGUAGCUGUCCACCUUGUUGUCUCUUUGCCUCCUCCCCAGUAACCUGCCCUCCUGGUGAUUUCAGGAGCUACCAGACAGCUGCCAAAGUGCUGGCAGUGGAAGCAGAGGGCACCAAGCAGUGCCCACAGGUUCUCGGCAGAACCACCUUAGUCUCCAUCGGCUACUAGGAGCCUUUAAAUGGUGUGAAUGCUGUAAGACUUUGUACAUACUUCAGUUGUUCUGGAACCUAAGAAGAAAAGAUAUGCUAAUAAAUAGCUCUCAUGUAGGUUCUACCUGUGGUGAUUUCUCUUUGUCCUUUACUUUUUUCUUCAUGAAAAGCUAACUUUGGGCUUUGGGCCAGAAGCACAUUUUUUAUAGCCUUCAAGAAACAUUAUUUCAUUAAAUUGUUCUCACCCUAUCUCAAUGAUUCUGAUCAGCACUAUUCUUAAUUGUAGUUGCUUCGGUGUGCGUUGGCUAAAAUAGUUACUGCAAGGUCCCUAAAAUAUACUGUCUCUUCACUUAGUUCACACUUCUUUUAUUUUUGCCUUUCCUUAAACAUCAGGAUUUUUCACAUUUUCCAGGAGACUCUACAGUCGAAAUAUUUGUGUUCUUAACUGCAGAUGCAUAUCUUUGAAAUGACUACCCCUGUUCUCAAUGGUGAUAGCCCUCUCUGUGGCCUUGUAUUUGCCUACUUUCUCAUCUUUCAAGGUGGCAGACAAUGGCCCACCAUGGUCAUCAGCCUCUGCCUCAAAAGCUUAGACUACCACUGCUGUGUAAAAGAAGCACUCCUCCUAAGGGGCUGUGGUUUUUCUUUCUCCUGUUACUUGAACACUAAGUAUUCAAUGAGUAUUUAUUCAAUCAAGUUAUUUGAAGAAAAUUUCUUCUAAUUAAGGUUAUACUUAAUAUGCAAAUUUAAGAAAGCAUUAUAAAAAUGUAAUUUUCAAAAACAAUAAUGACUGUCACACUAUUUUAUUGAUAAAUACUUUUUUCCUGAAAGGCAAA